Striga hermonthica is the source of this 1326-nucleotide messenger RNA. Lineage: Eukaryota; Viridiplantae; Streptophyta; Magnoliopsida; Lamiales; Orobanchaceae. The record is from the annotation of a GenBank genome assembly.
AUGGCGUCGAGACAUGCGGCAGUUCAACAGCACAACGGAGGAGGAGAGGUGGCUAAUAAGCAGAAAAACAUGGUAGUGGAGAAGAAGAAUCGUCGUGCACUUGGGGACAUAGGCAAUCUUGUUACGGUUCGUGGGGUCGAAGGCAAGCCCCUUCCCCAGGCUUCUCGUCCUGUUACGAGGGGCUUUUGCGCUCAGUUACUGGCUAAUGCACAAAAUGCAGCAGUAGCAGCCGAGAACAAGAAUGUGAAUGCCAAAGGAGCAUUGCCAGAGAAAGGAGCCGUGGCUCGGAAACCGGCUCGGAAGAAGGCCACAGUCAAGCCCAAGCCGGAGGAGAUCAUCGAAAUUAGCCCUGAUACUGAGAAAGUAACCGAGCCCAACAAGGAAAACCCCACAGGAAAAUUGUCGAAAAAGAAAGCUCCGACUCUUACUUCGACUCUCAGUGCAAGAAGCAAGGCUGCUUGUGGGCUGAGUAACAAGCUAAAGGAGAAAAUAGUGGAUAUUGAUGCUGAUGAUGUGAACAAUGACCUGGCGGCUGUCGAAUAUGUCGAGGAUAUGUACAAGUUCUACAAAUCAGCUGAGAGUGAGGGUUGGGUUCACAGCUACAUUGACUCGCAGCCCGAGAUAAACGAGAAGAUGCGGGCAAUCCUGAUAGACUGGUUGGUUCAGGUCCAUAGCAAAUUCGAGCUCUCGCCUGAGACCUUUUACCUCACGGUUAACAUCCUCGAUCGAUACCUGGCCGUUAAGACCACCUCUAGGAAGGAACUUCAGUUAGUGGGGUUGGGUGCAUUGCUAAUUGCCUCCAAGUAUGAAGAAAUUUGGGCCCCUGAGGUCAAUGAGUUGGUGAGCAUUUCAGACAGGACUUACACUGACAAACAAAUCUUGGUCAUGGAGAAACAAAUAUUGGGGAAGUUAGAGUGGAGUUUAACUGUGCCGACCCCAUACGUUUUUCUCGUGCGUUUCAUCAAGGCUUCUCUAACCGACUCCAACGUGGAAAACAUGGUGUAUUUUCUAGCCGAGCUUGGGAUGAUGAAUUACACGACCCUUAUGUACUGCCCCUCGAUGAUAGCUGCCUCGGCCGUAUAUGCCGCCAGAUGUACACUGAACAAGGCCCCCUUUUGGAACGAGACACUUGAACUGCACACGGGCUUUUCCGAAAAACAGCUUAUGGAUUGUGCUAAGCUACUCGUUUCAUUCCAUGCGGCUGCGGGAGAUCAUAAGCUGAGGGGGAUAUACAAGAAGUACUCGAGUUACGAUCGAGGCUCGGUUGCGCUCUUGCCGCCAGCUCAAUCUCUAACGGUUUUCACAAUGAGCAAUUACUUCUCAUGA